This is a messenger RNA of Engraulis encrasicolus (European anchovy), 1918 nucleotides long. Its product is annotated as matrix metalloproteinase-19-like. NCBI's taxonomy places the organism in Eukaryota, Metazoa, Chordata, Actinopteri, Clupeiformes, Engraulidae. The record is from RefSeq and is a predicted model, not a curated record. The transcript has 9 exons. Gene Ontology annotation, molecular function: metalloendopeptidase activity; zinc ion binding. Gene Ontology annotation, cellular component: extracellular matrix. Gene Ontology annotation, biological process: collagen catabolic process; proteolysis; extracellular matrix organization. Bases 413 to 1801 code for a protein of 462 amino acids.
UUGAUUUUUUUAUUGAGUCUGUCACAAAUGCAACCGGCUCACAUUUCCAUUCAGUCAUGACUGUUAAACAGCAUCCGACUCUGUCAGUUGGCUUCGUUUAGCAGACUGCACUACAUCUCCCUGCCUCUGAACAUCCCCCUCUCAUGGGUGCUAUGUGGUUGAGGUCAGUACCCACUCAUUCAUGGCAUCACCAUCCUAUAAAGCCACAGGAGGGAAAACAAUGUGCCUGGAAUUCAAACAGAAGACAGCAAACACGGAGUAGACCAGACACAAGCCACCACAGUCUGACGACAAGAGGGCUGCUUGCGUGGAUAUGAAAUAGCAGUGAAGUUCCUGAAGCGCUCAGUUGGGCUGAAGAAGUGGUUGGAGAUUGUAUCUGGAGUUGCAGCUUGGAGAGUUCACCUUUACACACAUGAACAGAAUGUGCUGGCUACUGGUGAUCCUGAUGUCCAUGAUGACAACCACCUCAGCUGGGGACCCCAGAGCCUUGAGAGAAGCUGUGGCUUAUCUUGGCAAAUAUGGAUAUCUCUCUCCCUCCUUUUCACUUUCACAAACACCCAGGCAGCAACUGGAGAUGCUGAGAGAGCCCCUGAGGACGUUUCAGAGGGUGACGGAGCUGCCAAUCACGGGGAGGCUGGAUGGGGCCACUCUAGCCAUGAUGAGGCAGCCACGCUGUGGAGUGCAGGACCCUUUCAACAACAGGACCCUCAAGUACCGCCUUCUAGGCUAUUGGAGUAAGAACAGGCUCACCUAUCGCAUCCUCAACUACACCCCUAACAUGGGCCUGGCUAAGACGCGAACGGCCAUUCAGAGUGCCUUCCGUUACUGGAGUGAGGUGUCACCGCUGACCUUUCAGGAAGUGACAUCAGGGCCGGCGGACAUCAAGGUGUCCUUCCACAGGAAGGACGGCUGUGUCUUGCCCUUUGAUGGACCAGGAGGUGUCCUUGCGCACGCUGACACCCCAGAGUCAGGCCUGGUGCAUUUUGAUGUGGCGGAGCGCUGGAGUGAUGGGACGUCUCCCGGUCCUAACCUGCGCAUCGUGGCGGCCCAUGAGAUAGGCCACGCCCUGGGGCUGGGCCACUCCCAGUUCCACAGCGCCCUCAUGGGGCCAGUCUACACCGGCUACAAGGACGACUUCAAACUCCACCCCGAUGAUAUACUGGGCAUCCAAAAGCUGUAUGGCAAACCUGUGUCAAAACCCAGAGUUCCUCCUAAACCUCAACCAGUAUCUGAUGCACCCAAUCCCUGCAGUGCUGCUCUGGAUGCCAUGAUGCUGGGGGCCCGUGGGAAAGCCUAUGCGUUCAGUGGACAGUAUGUCUGGACCGUGACCAACUCAGGUCACACCACCCCCAUCCCCAUCAGCUCCCUGUGGAGAGAUCUGCCAGGGGGGCUCUCUGCAGCAGUCCACUCCCCCCGGAGCGGCAAGUCCUACUUCAUCAAGGGAGGGAAGAUCUGGAGAUACACAGGCUUCCACCUCGACAAAGGAUUUCCUAGUCAGCUGACUGGCAUACCCGCCAAUGUUGACUGCGCUUUCUACCUCGACAACAUCAAGAGACUGGUGUUUAUUAAGGGCUCGGAGUACUGGCAAUGGGAUGAACUUGGCUCGGCCAACCAGAAGCCAUACCCCAAGGCCCUGUCACACCUGGUCAAAGGCUUACCCUCCCACCCUGACGCUGCAAUUACUUGGACCAGUGGGUAUACCUAUGUUUUCAAAGGCGAUAAAUACUGGCGUAUCAACAAUCAGCUCUCCAUAGAUAAAGGCUAUCCUCAGAGCAAGAAAGAACGCUGGAUGAAAUGUUGACCAAGUUUCAAGAAAAAGUGAUUGCACAAAAGAACACUAUUUGGUAUGGAAUGGAAUUUUGAGAAUAUCUACAGAGAAAAACGAAAUGCCCCAUGUAGAUACCAAUAAUAAAAACCU